Messenger RNA from Empidonax traillii (willow flycatcher), 563 nucleotides. Its product is annotated as repressor of RNA polymerase III transcription MAF1 homolog. The annotation marks the transcript as partial. Gene Ontology annotation, molecular function: RNA polymerase III core binding. Gene Ontology annotation, cellular component: nucleus. The transcript has 3 exons. Gene Ontology annotation, biological process: negative regulation of transcription by RNA polymerase III. The record is from RefSeq and is a predicted model, not a curated record. NCBI's taxonomy places the organism in Eukaryota, Metazoa, Chordata, Aves, Passeriformes, Tyrannidae.
UUCCCCCAUUUUCUGUGGCACACCCAUCCCGUUGUUUCCCCCCUUCCUGCCGCAGCUACAACCCGGACCUGGACUCGGAUCCCUUCGGGGAGGACGGGAGCCUCUGGUCCUUCAACUACUUCUUCUACAACAAGAGGCUGAAGAGGAUCGUGUUCUUCACCUGCCGCUCCAUCAGUGGCUACGCCUACACCCGGCCGGACACCGGGAAUGAGCUGGACAUGGACCUGGGCGAGGGGGACACGGAGAAGGGCGACAGCGGGGACCACGAGGGAGGAGGCAUCGAGGGGGACAGGUUGCAGGUGAUGUGCAUGUGAGAUUCCAGCCCGGAUCCGAGAGGCCACCGUGGUGGUGGCACCAGGAACGGACCUGGGGACAGAACCAGUAAUAGGACUGAGCAUGGACUGGGAACCAAACCAGCAUCAGAACCGGGUCUGGGACCGGGACAGGAACCGGGAACGGAACCAGCACCGGAACCGGCUCUGGAACCAGCGAUGAACUGGGAAUGGAACCGGGAACGGGCCUGUUCCUGGCAGGAACAGAACUGGGAGCAGGGCAGGGAGUGG